GUCCAAGAAGAAGAAGAAACAGCAACAACAGCAGCCGAAACAGCAGAAGAAGAAACAUUUGUGUUGGUUGCUGCUUUAUUUUGUAAUGUCGUUUAAAAGAGAUGGAGACGAUAAGAGCCAGCUCAAUAUUCUAAAGAAACGGCGUGUGGCAGACCUUCUGUCUAAUUUCAUUCCAGAAGAUGAAGCGACUCUUAUGAAAAAUGGGAGAUACGCUUGUCUUGUGUGCUCCUACCGUCCCGUGUUUGAUACUGUUGACAUGUUGACAGUCCACAGACAAGGAAAGAAACAUCUAUUGGGGUUGAAGAUGUUCUAUGGCAGAAAAGCAAGACUGAAGAGCGAAAUAUCCAAAAGACAACAUGAGAACUACGUCCAGUCUGAGGAGACACAAGAGGAGCCCUCCAGUUCAGCCCCUCUGCUGGCCCAAACGCGGAGGCUCACCCAUCACGCUUUGCUAAAGACGGUGGAGUAUAACAGCUGUCACAGGAAACCCAGCACAAAAGCUGAAAGAAGGCCGACGGGUGGCGGCCCAGGUCGCUAUGGUAACCCGUGCAACAAAACGCCGUCCUCAUCCUGGACUCCUGAAGUUCCUCAGACGGUGUUAGCGGGCGACCCUGUUGACGCCAACGCAGAGUCGUCAUCAGCAUCCCUGGAAACAGGAGACCCGGCUGCAGCGCUACAAGCUGCAGAACCUCUAACGCCACAGAGGAGGAGGGAACUGGAUCACUAUCUCAAACUGAAAAGUGACGGAUGGGUGCAGGAUCGCAGCGGCCAGUGGGUCAAAGACGAGAACGUGGAGUUUGACUCGGAUGAGGACGAACCCGCGCCUCUUGUUCCGUUACCCACCGGCGACUGAAGCCGCAAGCAGCUGUGAGAUACUUCUUGUUGGAGCACAGCGGUGGUUUAUGAGCGACGGUGCUGCUCGGAGGAACCAGAACUCCUAUCAGUGAGGACUCUGUGAAAAUGCUGCUCUUCCAUCAGAGUUUAUUCCGUUUCUUUACUGAUCCUUCAGCGUCUCCCAUGAGAAUCCUUAGUUUUUCUUCGUUGCUGUUCCGGGCGACGCUUGGAUUUUACCUGCAGUACUUUGCGUGACAAGUUAUUGCAGCUUCCCAGGAUGUUUUGGGAUGCGCUCUGUGUGCCGUAACCCGGCGGGGUGAAAUGAAGUCACAAGAACCGGGAACAAAGCAGCGUUGCAAAUGUUCGCACAUGCUAAAUUCCAGCUAAUAUUAAAUGUUUUUUUGUUUUUGUUUUUUUCAUGUAUUGCUCUAUUCUAUUCAAUUCAAUUUAAUUUAUUUAUAUAGCGCCAAAUCAUGAAACAUGUCAUCUCAAGGCACUUUACAAAAUCAAGUUCAAUCAUAUUAUUAUCUAAUCUCUAAUCUGCCAAGAACUGUAACUUUGGGGGCUUGCAGCAUUAACCCCAGCACAUGUUCUAGGAUUCCUUUAAUUUCCUAACGAGCAUCCAGUCACAUGGUCUCUGUAAGUCCACGCUGUUCGGUUUCUCACGAUCGUGAUCAGUCUCUCACCGCCUCGUCACGGUUGGGUUCUCAACCAACCGGCCUCAACAGGAAGUGUGUGGAAACGCGUUAAACUUAGACGAGUGUAAAAGGCUGUAGCGACGCUGCGGCGGUGUGCUCGUCUAUAUUAAUACCACGUCUUCUUCUAAAUGGAGCCUUUUGGGAUUAAAAAGAAGUAGUUAAGACUAAAUAUCUGAAGGUUGUUCCUUCUGAAAGCUCUUUGAUUCCCUGCUGUAAGUUUGGGUGCUCGGUCGGACUCAGCCACCAGAACUUUGGUGGAGUUCUUGAUUGAUUGGCAGGAGGUACAUGAAACCACGGGAGUGAGAAUAUGAGGGCAGAGGAACCUGACAUGAGCUAGUGUCUAAAUCUCUAAUUUUACUGCCGCUGUUAAAUUGCUUUAAUAAAAGUGUUCUAUUUCAACGUAAAACCCAGAUUUAUAUUGUGUCAAAAACAAAUAGUCCAUUUGACCAUUUUCAUUCUUAAAUAUAUUUAUUUAUGAAAUAGCGAUGCUCUCAUUUAAAAGAAAUCUAUUCAGGUAGAGGCUAUGAUGAGCAAUUACAACAAGCACUAGAUUUUAUUCACUCAGGGUGUUUCUCACACCAGGAUAUUUCUGUUGGACGGGUGUUAUGAAGAAAAAUGACAACCCUUUAUUUAAUUUUGCUAUUUUAAAGAUAAUUUCAUCACAGCAGGGCAGUAGUUUGAUUCUUCUAAGAGGGCUUUAAAAGAAAACCCUGUUUUUAAAUGAUGAACCUACUGUUGUAAGCUUCCUCCCUGUGGAUUGUUCUUUUCAUUGUAAACCUGUGUGUGUAAUUCUCAGGUCUGCAGUGGGCUGAAAAAGUGGGGCUCCAAAAUAAAAAUUUCAGCUGGUCCUGAGAGCUUGGAUCCAUUUUUUCCUCCAAAUCUGGUUUAUGAUUUAUUUGAUGAGGCUUUAACUUAUAAUUUUAAUAUAAGCCUGAGCACAAACAAACUUCCUAAAGUUUGGAAAUCCACAUUCGUUCUACCACUGCUACCACGUGAACCCUCAGUUGUUAAUAAUUCUGGGUUUAUUUCAAAAUCGGUCAUUCCAGGAAAUGUUUUUUUUAAAAUUGGUCUGUGAACAACUCAAAGGGGAUUUUUAGAAUUAAACGACGUUCUAAAGGUGCUUCAGUCAGGUUUCAGGAGGCAGCUGUGCUACUGCCGCCCUUAACCUUUUAAACGAUGAGUUUAAGGCGAAAGGUUGUUUUGUUUUUUGCCGCUCUGUUUAUUGACUUAGGGCAUUUGACAACCUGGAUCACAGUCACUUAUUGUUGUAAAGAAUUUCUAACGUCUCCAAACAGACGUACUUGGUAAAUAUCAACCAGUUUUGGACCUUUUUCGUGGUGACAGCAGUUGUACCUCAAGGCUUAGUCUGAGGAACAGUAUUAAACUAAUUAAAUUCCUUCUACCAUCUUUCUUCAUAUUUUUUUGUUUAAGAACAAUUAAAACACAUCAAGGUAAAGGUUUGUGGGAUUAGUCAAGUCAUGUUUCUCCUUCAGAGCUCUGAAGCCUCUAAAAACGGUAACAAGGGUCUUAAUUGGCUUGGUUCCUACUUAUUUAUGCAAUUUUCUUCAGAGAACAAAAAGGUGUUGUGCCUUAUUAUCAAAUGAAAUGUUGCAUUUCUGAAACAAACUGAAUCGGGAAAGAAAGCUGUCGGUUUGUCAGACCCCUUUGAAAGCCGUCCAGUCUGUCUUAGAGACCCAACAAUGGAAAUUCUUCAAAGACAACCUGUUUUAAAUCCAGAUUUGGUGCUGUGUUAAAUGUUACAUUAUCGCUGUAACAAUAACCCCUGAAUUUGAUUUGUCAAAAUGCCAGCACCUUAUGUUUAGUUGGUUGUUUUGUUAUUGUCUUAUCCAGAAGGGUCUUGUUGUCUGGUUAAAAUAAAGGUUUAAUAAAAUAGAAAAAUGAGACGUAGUAGCACAGAAAAAGAUGGAGGACGAUCCUGCUGUGGUUAUGCAGAGCAAGGUACUUCAAGGAUUUAAAUUAUUUUAAAUCUCAUAUAUGUUCAUAAAUCACACGAAUAAGAUGUGUUGCUUCUUUUCUUUAGUUUGCUGGAUAGUCAGUUUGCAUUUCCUGCCAUAAGAGAGCUGGGCCGGGCUUUAGAGCGAGUGGAUGAACUGCCAUACCUGCCCAAGAGGAGCAAACUAGCCCAAGGAAAGGGUCUGUGCCAUUUAAGAUCUAACUUUAAAGUUGAUCUGCAGUCUAUCCUAAUUUAAAUCCCCUCUUAUCCUUCCCCAUAAUUGAAGCUGCAUUUUCAGGACGCUGUCUCAAUUACAUUGUGCCUACAAACCCGACGCUGCGUCUGAAAUAUACACAAAGAAACUAAAAUAAAGGGGCUUUAAGGAAAUAAAGAAGUUGAUGAAAGAAACGGGUGGCAUAAGGACCCAAAGCGGUUGAAAGCAGCUGCUACUGUUUGUAAAUCUCUGGGUUCACAAAAGUGCAGCUCUCUUUAAAGUUGGUUCUUAUAUUUGGAACGAGGUAACUCAAGCUCAGCUCAGUUAUGUUUUGCACCAGCGUCAAGAAACGGAGGGUAAGGGGUGUAAAAAUAGCUCAGGUGGCCGGGGCGAAGUCACCGGAUCAGGGAAGGAUGCAAAGAAUUAAAGUACUGUGAUUCCUUUAAUGGGGGUUCAUUCUUUAACCUCAUCAAUAUUCUGAAGGAGGAAUAUCGUUUUGCAGUUAAAUGCGCCGAGAAUGGAGUCAUGAGAGACGCUGUUUGACUCACAGAAACAGGAUUGACCAUCACUUUCCAAAUAAGCAACAGUACAUGGAAGUAACAAAAUUAAAAUUGCCAAAGAUGUAGGAAAAAAAAAAAUAGUCCAAUAGAUAUUUUUAUUGAAAAUAUUUACAGUCUCCCUCGCUACAUAAAAUUUAGCACCACAAAAGUGAAAACGUUUUCAUGGAUGGAAGAAUUGUCUAGUGAGGAUGUUGGGGAUGAACAAACUAGAUCACCAAAAAAAAAAAAAA
Fundulus heteroclitus (mummichog) is the source of this 4490-nucleotide messenger RNA. It is a transcript of the gene scnm1, whose product is annotated as sodium channel modifier 1. Bases 86 to 853 code for a protein of 255 amino acids. The transcript is spliced from 8 exons. Gene Ontology annotation, cellular component: nucleus. The record is from RefSeq and is a predicted model, not a curated record. NCBI's taxonomy places the organism in Eukaryota, Metazoa, Chordata, Actinopteri, Cyprinodontiformes, Fundulidae. Gene Ontology annotation, biological process: RNA splicing.